GCUCGCCACAUCCAUGCCUACUCAGAUACCAAGGAUGCCCUAAAAAUUGGAGUAAGAAACGUAAAAGAGAAUAUAAAAGAGGGCGUAAAAACGGAUUUGGUAUUGUACCUUUUUGUCCUUGUGAUCAAUAUGUUCUUUUUUGGCCUGCAGUGUGUUCUGACUUAUAACCUGGCAACGUUAGUCCUCUUGGAAGAUUGUAAAAGGAUUGUUAUUCAUGCCUUUGAACAUGGUUCCUGUCCAGAACUUGAUGUUAUGCAGAAACAGCUGAUUUACCGUGAGGGUGUUAUCAAGAAACUGAGACGAGUUCUAGAGCCGAUCUCUGACCAUAGCUCUUACCACGUCGUUGUCGGGAACCACGGAACUGGUAAGACCACAGUGGUCCGGCAGUGUGCUAGGGAUGUUGGAAAAGGGGUCAUUUAUGUUGAUGUCCCCCCUAUAUUGGAUAACUUCAUUGAUAAUCUUGCAAAUGCUAUUGGAUAUUCAUUCGAGGAGUAUGUGUCCUUUACUGACUUAUUUAAGCGGAAGAUUCUAGGCAAAAGCGAGUCCGCUAGAAAAUACAAGGCAAAUAAUGGCAAACCUCCAGUGUUGAUCCUCAACAACAUAAGUCAGCUGAGCCAGAAAAAUGUUAACCUGUUGGAGGAUCUGCAGGACUUCGCAAAACUUCAUGCUGACCAGAGCAAACGAUCAUCAUGGUCACGCGCUGAAAAAAACCUCAUUGUUAUCGAAGACCUAACUAGCGAAGAAGCAUUCACUUACCUCCACAGCAAACUUGGCAUUGAGAAAAAGGUCACCAAUCAACUCAUCCAACUCUUAGGUAGCCGGAUUCGUGAUCUUAAGGAAUAUGAUAAUAUGGCUGAAAUGAUGGAGGGCGAAAGAAACCAUGUUAUUGGCAAGGUCAUCGUCCAAGAGUUGGUGAAAAAUGAAAAAAUCCAUUAUGAUACAUUCAUCAAGCUCGUCAACAACAAACAAAUAGCCAAUGAACUGCUACAGGCCAAUGUUUUCUCAUAUAACCCGGAAAGCAGAGCUGUCACCUUCCAGUCUCGUGCAACUAAAGCUUUUGUGAGAGAAA
Racocetra fulgida is the source of this 1069-nucleotide messenger RNA. The record is from the annotation of a GenBank genome assembly. Lineage: Eukaryota; Fungi; Glomeromycota; Glomeromycetes; Diversisporales; Gigasporaceae.